UUGAAAGUACAAAGUUGAUGUUGAAUGUCACGUGAGUUUUUCGCUUUCAUUCAUCGCUGCGAUAGAACAAGAGGAGGAGGAAAAUUCGAUGUAUUUUAGAGCAAAAUAUUAAGCACGGAGUUCAAAAUAAGCAGCGAAUCUUAUUGAGGGGAAUAGACUAAAAGCAAAAUGCUCACAGCUAUUAUCACAGUUUUGUUAUGCCUGCCAUCUGAUUUCCUCUACUGGAUGAAAUGGUUGAUAGCCUACCUUGUGAUUCGUUACAACAACUCAAAGAAUCGAAAGAGAUUUGACAUCUAUCAACCGAAUGCUUUGGGCAAUCCAGAGAAACUCGGUUUUCUCACUCCUCAAAUUGAAAUAGAUCUAGAAUCUCCACAAUCCGAGAAACACUUGCAAAAUUCCAUAGAUGAAGUCUUGUUCUAUGGUGUCAACUCAAAGGCAGAAUGUGUGCUAAUUCGCCUCGCCAGAUACAGUAAUCAGUUGGCAGACGCUUGGAUAUACCUGAAAAUGGCAGACGGUACAACGUAUCAUUUGGAAGAACACGUGAAUUACCAGGACUCAGAAAACGAGGAAUCGUUGAUUUUUUCUUGUGGUAGUCUUCGUAUGCAGGCUGUGUCACCCAUGAGACGAUGGAGAAUAGAAUAUUGUGGAUCUUUGAUAAAAAAUUCUGAGAGUGACGAAAAUUCCCAAGAAAUAGCAUUUGUCAAAUUUGUUUUCCUGUGGUGCGCAUCAUCGGAUGUUUAUGAUCCAACACUUGAUAAGAAUAUUAAAGGUUUCACCCAUUUACUUGCUUCGAAGGAAUGGAAAUCUAUUUAUCCUCCACUUCAACUACUUCAAGAAACGAUAAAUUUCUAUUCGCAAGUGGGAAAUCUCACGUGUACAGUUUCUGUGAACGAUAAACAAGACUACGAGAUGCAUUUAUUCGGAGACAGGCAGAGGAACUUGGGUGAUAGUCAGAUGGCAGCUACAUUUAGAUGUCCAAUAUUAGUGGGAUACGUUCCGCUGAAUGGAUUUGGUUUUCAUUUGUUAAGCAAUGGAUCGAAUCAUUUCCUCGGACUGGAGUCUGGAUUUGUGAUAAGCCCCGAUGGUAGUUUAAACGUCAUUAAGAAGACGAAAGUUCCGGAUUGUGUAUUUCCAAAUUCUUCUCAAAAAAGUAUCGUCAGUACAGUAAAUGGUGCGACUCAUGAAAUAACUGGACUUCUUGCAAAGAAGCAAAUAAAACUUCAGAGGAGAGAUGGAUUCUCUGAAGUUUCAUUUGUAGAGUUUUCUGUGGCGAACAAAAAAGGUUAUGGACUGCAUUUUGUCACAACGUUUAAGGAAGCAUCUAAAGAACGUGAUCUCCCUUCAAUCAAAAUCUCACGUCCUCAGAUUGUACCACUAGUAGUAAAAUUUACGGAUGAGAUUUCCCUUUUUGGUGACAUAUCGGGCGGGAAAGGUUCAUCCCUUGGGAAAUUGACGAAGUUAAGCAAGCAAAACAAAAAGUUUAGUGUUCCAAAAGGAGUGAUUGUUACAACAUCAGCUUAUGAUAAGUUUAUAAAUCCGACUAUUUCAAGUGCCAUCGAAGAAAUGAAAAAUGUAGUUUAUGGAAAUGUUGAAGGUGAUGUAAAACAUGUUUGCGAACGUGUUAUGGAGGCUGUUUUACACACAACUCUUCCCGAUGGGAUCUGUAAAAGCAUUGUUGAGAGUCUAAACUUAGUUUUUGAUGGUGAAUUUGAAGGUCUUAGGUUUGCAGUACGAUCUUCUGCAACAGGUGAAGACACAGAUGUUAUGUCGGCUGCUGGACAAAUGGAUACUUUUCUCGGCAUCCAAGGAAUUAAUAAUAUUUUCCAUUCAGUGAAAAAGUGCUGGGCAUCACAGUUUAGUCUCACAGCUGUAGAAUAUAAAAGACAGCAUGGUCAGCUUUUAAAUUCGCCGAUGGCCGUUGUGAUUCAAGAGAUGGUUGCAUGUCAGGUGUCGGGAGUUAUGUUUACAUGUGAUCCAGUCAGCAACAACCCGAACAGUAUUACUAUCACAGCAAACUAUGGUUUGGGAGAGACUGUGGUGUCUGGAUCCGUUGAGCCUGAUACUUAUGUACUGAAGAAGAACGGGGAUGAUGUUCCCACAAUAGAAGAACUGACUAUCGGAUCGAAGUUCCAGAAGGAAGUUAUGGAUGAAUUUGGUGGAACUAGACUAGAAGAUUUGUCUGAAGACCAAAAGUCUGUCUCCUGCCUAGACAAUGAAAUGGCCCAAAGGCUUGGCAAACUGGCAAUCGAAGUACUUCAAAUUUUUGAACACUUCUCUUGAGAAACAUGAUACUGU
Messenger RNA from Parasteatoda tepidariorum (common house spider), 2295 nucleotides. NCBI's taxonomy places the organism in Eukaryota, Metazoa, Arthropoda, Arachnida, Araneae, Theridiidae. The record is from RefSeq and is a predicted model, not a curated record.